Molecule: messenger RNA, 903 nt
Organism: Penicillium pulvis
Lineage: Eukaryota; Fungi; Ascomycota; Eurotiomycetes; Eurotiales; Aspergillaceae
Exons: 3
Coding region: 1-903 (300 amino acids)
Source: RefSeq, a predicted model, not a curated record
AUGAGCCCGCAUAGCGUGUCCUCCUCCCAUUCAAGCUCUUGGGAUUCUCCAACAGUCGACUACGCCACACCUGAAUUUGAAGAGUUCGCAGACAGUAUCAACUUUCAUGAGCUCUGUGCCGUAGCCUCAAGCUCUCGAGAUGGGAUGUUAUGUCAGCUGGGUGAGUACGUCAAAUACGAAAUCAAGUUCUCGGACGGAAUUGUCUGGAUAGCGCGCUUUCCAUUGGCAUAUCAGUGUUACCUAUCGGAAGAGAUGAGUGCCUCGUACGCCGCUACUUUGAAAUUCUUGAAGAAGAAGACUACUCUUCCUGUACCCGAGGUAUAUGGAUCUUUCGCCCGGUCGGAUGAACCAAAUAAGGUCAACGCAACAUAUGUCCUCACGCAGCGACUAGAGGGCCGCAUAUUGCCAUCUUUGGACUAUGAAGAUUAUGAUGAUCUGGAACAUUAUACCAACCGGCACAGUACGAAAGAGUUUGCUCAAGCUCGAAAGAUACAUGGACAGUGGACAGAUAUCAUGCUCCAACUGACAUGUUUGCCAUUCGACAAGAUAGGAUCUCUUCAAGAAGGCCCGGAUGGUGAAUUCUAUGUUGGACCGGUCCUCCACCCCGCGUAUGCGCGUUUUAAAGAGAAGACGUCUAUCUACCAUGGUUUUGAGCCUCAUUUGAGAGGCCCAUAUUCUUCCACCACCGAUUACUAUGGCGCCGCAGCCAAACUUGGCAGGGCCUUUUCACUCGUAGACCCCUGUUAUGAAGAUUCUGAAAUGGACUCAGACUUCAAGUAUGAGGUUGUGGGAGAGUAUGAGCUUUUCACAGAGUUCCAAGAAAAGAUCAUCAAUGAAGAAUACGCCAAUGGACCUUUCUAUCUGAUGUGGGAUUUCGAGCUUGGUGAGACUCUAGUAAGAUAA